Messenger RNA from Pieris rapae (cabbage white), 5803 nucleotides. It is a transcript of the gene fmt, whose product is annotated as serine/threonine-protein phosphatase 6 regulatory subunit 3-B. The coding region runs from base 144 to 2774 and encodes 876 amino acids. Gene Ontology annotation, molecular function: protein phosphatase regulator activity; protein phosphatase binding. Lineage: Eukaryota; Metazoa; Arthropoda; Insecta; Lepidoptera; Pieridae. Gene Ontology annotation, cellular component: nucleus; cytosol. The record is from RefSeq and is a predicted model, not a curated record. The transcript is spliced from 13 exons.
ACAGAUUCAACUGGCAAUGAAAACAGGAGUUGGGAUUUGUUUAGCGCUGCGUUUGGGUUUUGCAAUAUUUCGCUAAGAAAAAGAUACCAUUAAAUUUAUGGAUUUAUUAUAGUGUCUUCAAUUAAACUAAGUAAACAUUAAGAAUGUUUUGGAGCGCUAAUUAUAUGACUAUUAGGCAGUUGAACUUUCUUCUUAAGGAGGAGAAUGUAACUUUGACACAAAUCCUGGAGGCGGACGACAUCCUUCAGGAGUGUAAAGCGGACAACAAAGAUCUAAUACGAUUUUUAACAAGACCGGAGAUCUUAACUGAACUCAUUGCCUUAAUAACUGAGGAGCCAUCUAAGGAUGUAGAAUUAACAACACAGUACCGACAUUCAAAUAUUGCCUGUGAAGUGCUAACCAGCCAGUUGUCUGGCCUGAUGUCCAGUCUAUGCAUAGAUGUGAAGCAGAUGAAUCGGCUUUGUGAUUUCCUGAAUAGGGAUCCACCUCUCAAUCCAUUGCUAGCAUCAUACUUUAGUAGAACUAUUGAAACAUUGCUGAAAAGAAGCCCUAUGCAGGACUCCUAUUUGCAUCAAAUAUUAUGUUUCCGAGCACUGGACUUCUUUAAGGCUCGGAAGGAUUUUUUACCUAAUUUAUUAAGACACAUUGCCACCUCAGCUAUAGCAGAUACAAUAAAAUAUUUUGUAUUCUAUCUUGAGGAGCCUUUUAGUGAAAUAAUUGAAAAGUGGCUGGUUGAAAAUGAGUUUUUGGAAAAUCUUAUACAAAUAAUUUGCUGUGAUUAUGAGCCCAAUGAAAUUCAGACAACACCUGUACCUGUGCCAAUAGAACAAAAGUCAGAAAAUGAUGUUGAGAAAGGGGUGCAUGAAGAGAGUGAAAAAGCAGAAGCAAGUCAGAAGGAAUCCAUCACCAGUGGCGACUCUAGUAAAAAAAGCUCGGGGAUGACGGAACGCACGCGGCGACUGCGAGUGGCGGCGUCGGCCAGUGCCAGUGCGCUGGCGUGUGGCUUAGCAUGCAGAUGGGCCGGGGAAGACUGGCGACCUUCUUGGACGACCCGGUGCUUGAGCGCCCGCUUACGCACUAAGCCCAUGGUCAAUGCGCUCCUUCUCGGCUGCUUCUGUAGUCCCCCGGAAUUCUACGAUACCGCGUUGUUCAACGCCUGCCGUCUUCUGCGAGUGCUCAUCCAGCCGAUGGAAGAUAUGUGUGACGUGGAGUUGCGAGAUGUGACGCCACAUCUGCCGCUACUGCAGCAAGAUCUACUGCGCGAGCCAGCUAUUGGACCCAGCGGGCGGCGAAGGGUGGGAGCGGCGCGCCUCCAGGUGGUGGCGCUCAUGGCAGAGCUCAUGGGAACUCAAGAGCCCACGGUGCACAUGGUCAUGCGGACACUGGCCAUGCCUGAUGUGCUGCUCAACAUGUUCUUUGCCUUCCCCGACAACAACUUCCUACACGCGCAGGUCUGCACGAUGUUACACAAUAUAUCACAGAACAAAUCACAGGCCCCGGUCUAUUGGGUACAGCUGGUAGAAGAAGGCAACUUGCUGACACGGCUAAUGGACACUUUUGAGGAAAAUGAAGACAAGAAGACGACUCGUCGGUCGAGCUUGAUGGGUCACGUGACAAUCGCCUGCCGUACUUUGGCGGCGGCGGGCGUUGGGUCGUUUGCGUUGCCGGAAGUUAAAGAACGCUGGGAUGCCUUUCUGCAGACCCGUCUCCAACCGCUGCUGACACGCCUGGACGCGCCACUCGGCGGCGAGUACCCAUCGGAAACAUGUUACGAGUUGGAGGCUGUCAAGGAAGGCGUGUCGCAGUAUCCAUCUACGGACAACUACAACGACGAUAUGUGGGAGGACAGCCCCAGCAAUGUUUUGGAUUUCGAUGAAAGCAUGCAGCUAGCGCUUGACUUGCCGUGGGAGCGGAGUUCCGGAUGGGGAGAUGAUGAAGUGAAGAAUGAGGGUGAGGAAGGGGCUUCUCUUCCUGUCCCUGAAGACGAGGGUUGGGCCCAGUUCGGAAGUGAUACGUGUAUGCCCCCCGUUGACCCCUUCGCCCCACAAGACAAUCCAUGGAGCCAAAACGAAAGCGGUGAAGAGAACUGCAAUAUGUCUGAACUGCAAGCUGAGCUGAAUCAGCUGCAAAUGGAUGGAACUGCUGAACUGACUCACAACUUGCUGUCUGCUCUCAGUAGCCUCGCCCCUCAUCACCUAGCCGAGCUCACCGAUACCGCGUCACAGCUGCCCGCAGCCUUACCCCACACAGACCCUCCGAUAUCGGACCUUCAAACGAUAAUCCCCAACGUUGAAAUCACCACCGACCCAAAAACUGAAGGUCAACCCAUCCUCGGCGAUUCUGACGCUACCUUGAACUCCAACAAUCCUGAUACCAAUGCUUUAUUUACUGAGGAAAUCGCGUCUCAUACAACAAGUGUUGAAAAACCGUUCGGUAAUUCCACGUUUAAUGACCUUCAAAAAGAUGACAGUGAGGUCAACCCUAACGUGUCUGCAGUUGGGAAAUCUGACGCAGAAAAGACAAAUGUAGUCGGCAAAUCUGACACCCAAAUUACAAAUGUCAUUUGCACGUCUGAUUCCGAAACACUAAAUGAAAUCGGCAGUGUCACUGCGGUGUCAAACGAAAUCGGAAAUGUCAAAUUGUCAGAUGAAGUCGCAAAGCUUGUCACCGAAGUAUCGGGUGCGAACUCUGAGACCAAAAUAAUGAGGGAGUUGGACGAUUUAAAGGCAUCGAGUGCGGUCGACAGCCCUAACCUUACUGUGGCGGAGAGAUGAUUCCGCCGCAAAUCCCGCCACAAGAAGCCUCGCGCCCGUCUGUUACCUUCCUCUCGACCCCCUAGCUCUGUCCAUUAAUGGCUGUAAUCUGGAUAGUUGAAAUUUUAUUAACCUGUAUAUUUAAGACCGUUUCGAUGAUUAAGGGUUGUGGUGCUUGCGGCUUGUAAAUAUCGGUUAAGCGACACUCGCUUCUGGAGUUAAGUCAAUUUACCCGAGGAUUGCGACACUCGACAUGAGGUCACGUUUAAAUAUUGCUUGAUUAUUGUUUUAUGCAUUCAUUUCAUCCAGUCUAGUGAAGUUUUUAUUUAAUAAUUAAAUAAAAUGUUUGAUCUCUUUAUUUCGAUUUGAUCAUCAUCGUCACCCACGUGAUGCGGGAUAUUAAUAAUACCUCAAUGUAAAAAAACAGUGCAAAGUUUUAAAGAUUUUUGAGGAACUUAUUGGACCAUUUUAUUAUAUACAAAUUUACAUUACGGAUAAUGGCGAAUAGGCUGUGAGCGCCAUUUUAUAUUUUGCGUAAUUUGGAGUUUUGAAUAUCCACUUAUUCCGAUAUCUAAGUCGGUAUUAAUUGUUUAUGUAAAUUGUUCGGCUUUAGGCUUAGAUUUUGAUGAAUUAUAUUAGGGUUAUUUGAUCGUGGGAGAUAAUCGUUUAUCGAUAUAUCGAUAACUCAUUCGUUAUGAAUUAAGUGAAAGCGAGAACAAUUGAUUGGCGCUCACGGCUACGACCGGCCUUCAAAAACAACAGAGCUCAGUAUUAUUGUAUAGUAAUACCUGUCGAUAUGGGUUUUACAUACGUACGCCUCCUAUAUAACAUUGUAAGUGAUGGUCGAUGGUCACGUGUUGGUUACGAGCGUCGGUGGUUUGCUUCGUUAAGGAAUUGCUCAAGUUUUCUAAGACAUUAGUUUAGCUGUUACUCGAGAUGACGCGGUCCGUAAUUAGAAGAUUGAAUAACUGUUACCGCUUUGAAUGAAGUAUUCGGAUGAACGGGGCUCGUGACCAAAGAUUUCAAGUGACGUUGAUACAAGGCAACUAAAAUUCGUCUGCCAGCGAUUAUUUGAUACGUGUUCAAUUUGUAUGGUAGCGUAAAUAGUGUAACGCGUAGCCUUAACAUUGUACCUUAUGUAGUCGAUUGCUUCCUGAGGCGCUCCUAUCUCGCCAUGUAUAUCGUGUACAUAUCGAUGCCCUUUAUUUUUCUCUCCGACCCGGUAUUUGCUUUCUCCUAAACCAAAUUGAUCAUCGCUUUUUGAAGAUCGCUUUAACAUUAAUUAAAGCAUGUUAAGGUGUGUUAAAAAAUAAUGUUUAGUUACUAAAACGAAAUACAAAACUUCUUGAUUGUAAUGCUCUUCAAUAUAACUAGUCCAAUCUAAGACAGAGCACAUUUUCACCGAAGCAGAGACAUUCGUCGUUUCGUUGCACAGUUUAAACACUCGGUACUAUCGUUUCUGUAGAUUGAUCUGAUUAAGAAAAUGCAACAAAAAUUGUAUUUCAAUGUUGGACCUGCAGGCUUACUAUCUAAUUUGAAUAGCGAUUCGAUUCUAGUUUGUAUUAGUUCCAAGAUGAAUCAGUGCAUCGAAGAAAGGACUAUUAAGUAUUGUGCUUCGUAAAGGAGAUACAAUUUUAUAACAGAUUUAUUAAGAUUAUUGGAUUUACAGAGUAAGCCUGAUCGAGUUUUCUUAGUGUUCAUAUAGUGAUGUGGUGUCGCGUCGACUUUGUCCAAAAAAUGCUUUGUACCUAUUUAGGUACAAACAGUUCACGGUAAAUUUGUGUUGUUAAUGUUAUAGGUAAUUUUGUUACGCCCAUUGUUGAGCUAUGAUAUCAAAUGUAAAGUUUAAUUAUCGUUAUCGCUCCUACAUGUCUGCGUAUCGGUGGGUUAGACCCUUUGUGCCGUGAUUCAUUGAAAAAAACUGAAACGAAUGUGCAAUAUGAAAUUGUUUUAUCGUUUGAAAAAUUAUUAUCGUUGCAACAGCUCGUUAAACUUUUGUACAUUGCCAAACAGUCUGACGCUUGUUCCGAACAAUGUUUUAUCUGUGGUAUUUUAUGAUCGUAAAAUUUAAGAUAGAUUUGUUUUUCCUAUAGUUAAGUCCGUUUGAAAUGUAUUAAGUAUAUAUUCGUAGACGCCAGUAUCCACCGAAACCGGUUUUAGCAGUACGAAGGUAAUUAAGGUGUAUUUGAGAUCCGAUACAUAUCGCUGUAUCUAGUUCUAAACCGAGCCUUGCUAUGUGUAUUAAGCCUUUUGUUGGUUUAAGUGACCUUUAUACAAUUUUGUGAUUUUACGGGGCACACGUGCCGAUACCUAGUGCAUGUUAACGAUUUCAAACCCUCAGUAUUGCGCAGGUAAUGGCGCCUUUCAGUUAUUAUAUCUAAAUUACACAAGUUUCUCUCGUUAACUCGCACUAGUUAGUCGAUACUUACACUUGUUUAAGGUAAAAGUGAAUGAAGUUGAAUGUGAUUAGAUGGGCGUCGCUGCGUCACGCGCUUUCGACACUAAAUUAGUGAAGAUUAAUUGUAUUAUUUGUAUUUGAUUAAAUAGAGACGCAUUUUCACGCACGCGACGCCCAGUGAAAGGUGCUAAUUUUAAGGUCUAAUAUGAGCGCUGUAUGUUUGUACAACUAUACAUUAUUAGAAUAACUUUAGCUAAAUAAAAACCUCUCGUUGUAUUUGUACAACGAGCAUUAAGUAAUCAAAAUCCAAUAAAUCCCAAAAGGAAAUCCGUAUCUCAGGUGAUGAAUCCAUAUAUCACGCAAGACUAGUACAACUAAGAUUGCGUUUAAUUAUUUGUAUUACGGAAGUAGACUAUAGUAUUGAAAUUAUUUUAAGGUUUAUAGAUUACAUGAAUUGCUAAUUUUGUGUCUUUGAAUCAGUUCCUUUUUAAAUCAGUCUAUUUUUUUCUUUAUGGCGCUCAUAUUGUCUCGCCGAGGUCAAUCGGAUUAUGAACCAUCCCAAUAGAACUUGUUUGUCCAACUACUCACUUAAUUAUAAUUGUAAGCAAUGUAAGAUAAACGAAAGCAGCAAAUAUAUGUAAUGUUUGAGAAA